AUGUCGAAGAAUGAACCCCUUGCAGCGAGCGACAGCGAGGAAUUCUUAGAUGCUCCCCCUCCUUACGAAGUGCACUCCUCCGGAGAAGUCUUGGCAAGCUCUGCAGCCGUCAAUGGCGACGGCUCCAUUGACAUAUCUUUUUCGUCGCAUUCACCUACGCAAUUACAAGAGCGGUUGCUUCAACAUUCGACCCAGCAACAGCCAGUAGCGGCUUCAGAAUACGUCCGUCAAGAGCACCCUAGCCUCAACAUCGUUAUCCAGGUUGUUGGUAGUCGUGGUGAUGUACAACCAUUCAUCGCGUAUGGCGUAGCUCUUCAGCGCAAAGGCCACCGAGUUCGUCUCGCUACUCAUGACAAUUUUGCGGAGUUCGUGAGAAGUUCCGGGUUAGAGUUCUACCCCAUAGGAGGAGACCCUGAAGAUCUGAUGGCGUACAUGGUGAAGAAUCCCGGAUUGAUCCCUUCCAUCGAGUCUCUCCGAGGUGGCGAUAUUGGCAGAAAACGACGAAUGGUCAAGGAAAUGCUGCAUGGAUGCUGGCUCUCAUGCAUUGAUGCUGAUCCAGUUUCAGGUGAUCCGUUUGUGGCGGAUGCAAUCGUAGCAAAUCCGCCCAGUUUUGCCCACGUACACUGCGCGCAGGCAUUGGGAAUCCCUCUUCACAUCAUGUUUACCAUGCCUUGGAGUGCUACUAGAGAGUUCCCUCACCCUUUGGCUAACAUCAUGGGAAGUAGUAUUGAACCUGCACAAGCGAAUUGGCUUAGCUAUGGAGUCGUCGACCUGAUGACCUGGCAAGGCUUAGGCGACGUGAUAAACUCCUGGAGGAAGAAAGAACUCAAGCUGGAAGUGUUGCCCGCCUCUAUGGGUGCCACUAUUGUUGACCAUCUUCGCAUACCGCACACUUACUGUUGGUCACCGGCAUUGGUUGCUAAACCAGCCGACUGGCGACCUGAAAUUGACGUUAGUGGCUUCUUCAUGCGAGAUGAGCCUCAAUAUGCACCACCAGCCGACUUGGAUGCAUUUCUCGCUGCUGGUCCACCGCCACUGUACAUCGGUUUCGGCAGCAUUGUUCUAGAUGAUCCAGAGCGGCUCACUAAAAUCAUCUUGGAAGCCACUCGGAGAUGUGGUGUUCGAGUCAUCAUUUCCAGGGGUUGGAGCAAGCUGGGCGGCGACUCUCCAAACACUGCUGAAGUGUUCUUCUUGGGAGACUGCCCGCACGAAUGGCUGUUUAAGAGGGUCUCGGCCGUAGUGCAUCAUGGAGGUGCUGGUACGACCGCUUGCGGACUCAUCAAUGCUCGCCCAACCAUCAUCGUACCUUUCUUUGGCGACCAGCCAUUCUGGGCUAACGUGGUAGCAACCGCCGGGGCUGGGCCAAGACCUAUUCCACAGAAGCAACUGACCGUUGAAAGCCUCGUUGAAGGUAUCAACUACACCAUGUCGUCCACGGCUAUAGAAUCAGCCAAGGCGCUUGCACAUAAAAUGAGACAGGAAAACGGUGCUGAGACUGCCGUGAAAUCAUUCUACCGGUGGCUUCCGAUCGACCAGAUGAAAUGUGAAAUCCUGUCCAACCAGCCAGGACGCUGGUCAUUCAAUGCUGGUGGCGUAAAUGUCCGGCUGUCAGACGCCGCAGUUGCCGCGCUCGUUGCGGAAAAGAGGAUCAAGCUUGGAAAACUGAACCCGAUUCGCACGAGAGAAUACGACACAGAUGUACGCCGAUGGGAUCCUGUGACUGGUGGCGCAGCCUCCGUCUUGGGUACCAUGACCGACUUCACGACCGCCCUCGGCGGGACGUUUAUCGAUCCGUUCAAAGCAUACAAGGAGGCCAGAAGAAACGGGGGAGGCGUUUCUGCUGGAAGCGGCGCUGCCGCUCAAGGGGCUGCCAUGGGCUUCGGAUCCAUGACUGGGGUGGUUACGAAGGGCGCUUUGGUUAAUAUGCCGUUGGCUUUGGCCGAGGGUCUCAGGAGCGUGCCCAGACUUUAUGGUGAAGAAGUUGAGAACCACGGCAAAGUUAAAGACUGGCAGAGUGGGGGCGUUGUUGCUGCAAAGAAUUUUGGCCACGGCUUUUAUGACGGCAUCACUGGAUUUGUUACCCAGCCUUACAAAGGUGCGAAGAAGGGUGGUGCAGUGGGUUUUCUCAAAGGGGCGGGGAAGGGCUCAAUCGGACUCUUUACCAAACCGGGAGCAGCCAUGUUUGGGUUGAUGGCGUAUCCAGCUCAAGGAAUCUACAAAUCUUUCAAGGGGAAUGGACCCAUGGAUCCAUUGAUGAAAUCGAAAUGCGCGUUAGUUGAUCACUAUGCAAAGACUUUUGGUGGCAACACGGAUACAAAGCGGAUCGCCGCUGUUUUUGAUGGUAUUUUGGCGAGUCAUAAAUAG
Messenger RNA from Colletotrichum truncatum, 2364 nucleotides. Its product is annotated as sterol glucosyltransferase. Lineage: Eukaryota; Fungi; Ascomycota; Sordariomycetes; Glomerellales; Glomerellaceae. Gene Ontology annotation, molecular function: UDP-glycosyltransferase activity; hexosyltransferase activity. The record is from RefSeq and is a predicted model, not a curated record. Gene Ontology annotation, biological process: carbohydrate metabolic process.